Echinops telfairi (small Madagascar hedgehog) is the source of this 2103-nucleotide messenger RNA. RefSeq names its product collagen alpha-1(I) chain-like. NCBI's taxonomy places the organism in Eukaryota, Metazoa, Chordata, Mammalia, Afrosoricida, Tenrecidae. The coding region runs from base 1 to 2103 and encodes 700 amino acids. The transcript has 31 exons. The record is from RefSeq and is a predicted model, not a curated record.
AUGGCCUCGGACCACAGGGUCGUCCUGGAGAACUGGGGCCUCAGGGACCCCCUGGACCUCCGGGACAAGAUGGAGUCCUUGGGGUACCGGGUGCAGCUGGAAACCCGGGUGCUCCUGGAUCUGUGGGUGCCCCGGGCCCUAGUGGUGCCCCGGGGAGUGUGGGAGUGGCUGGGGAUGCUGGGAGCCCAGGCCUGGCCGGGCCAAGAGGAGACCCUGGUUUGCCUGGGCCGCCUGGGCCACCGGGGAAAGGGAAGGAUGGCGAGCCGGGACUCCGUGGGCCACCUGGAGUACCUGGACCCCUGGGGAGCAAGGGCGACCGAGGGGCACCUGGCAUCCCUGGCUCUCCUGGCAGCCGUGGCGACCCAGGCAUUGGCGCUGCUGGCCCUCCUAGUCCAUACGAGUCAGAGUGCACUUGCUGGCAAGGAGGGCCCUGCUGGACCUCCUGGAGAGACGGGGCCAACGGGAUCUCGUGGCUCCCCUGGAUUCCCAGGACCUCAGGGACCAGCUGGCCAGGAUGGCGUGCCAGGAAAUCCAGGAGAAAGAGGGCCGCCUGGCAAGCCGGGCUCCUCACCACUGCUCUCUCCGGGGGACAUAAGCCUCUUGGUGAAGGAUGUGUGCAGCGACUGUCCUCCUGGUCGCCCUGGCCUCCCUGGUCUUCCAGGCUUUAAGGGGGAUAAAGGAUUCCCAGGAAAGUCAGGGAGAGAAGGCACAGAGGGGAAGAAGGGGGAUGCUGGACCCAGAGGCCUCCCAGGGCCCCCAGGAAUAGCUGGACCACAGGGAAGUAAAGGAGAGCACGGCGUAGAUGGUGAGGCUGGACAGAAAGGUGAUCAGGGUCAUCCUGGAAUUCCAGGCUUCAUGGGACCCCCAGGGACCCCCGGGCCACCGGGAGCAGAUGGCACCACGGGAGCUGCUGGGCCACCAGGAACCCAAGGACCCCCAGGGAAAGAGGGCCCUCCAGGACCCCAGGGCCCAUCAGGAUUACCAGGAAUCCCAGGAGAAGAUGGCAAAGAGGGCAGAGAUGGAAAGCCAGGGCCCCCUGGAGACCCAGGCAAAGCUGGAGAGCCGGGUCUGCAAGGAGCAGAGGGGGCACGAGGCCCGCCUGGCUUCAAGGGACCCACAGGCGAUCCUGGUGUACCCGGUCCCCGGGGAGAGCCUGGAGCCCUGGGCCCCCCUGGCCGGGAAGGCUCCCCAGGAAAAGAUGGGAAGAGUGGAUCACCUGGUUCCCCGGGAGACCCCAGCCCUCCAGGAAGCCCAGGUCAGAAAGGAAGCAAAGGAGAAAACGGCAGCCCUGGGCUUCCUGGCUUCCAGGGUCCUCGGGGGCCUCCGGGAGAACCAGGAGAGAAAGGAGUCCCAGGGAAGGAGGGUGUCGCCGGGAAGCCAGGAGAGCCUGGGUCCAAUGGAGAAAGGGGAGACCCGGGAACCAAAGGGGACAAAGGUCCUCCCGGUGGGAAGGGCCAGCCUGGGGACCCUGGAAUUCCUGGCCACAAAGGCCACACGGGCCUGAUGGGUCCCCAGGGAGUACCAGGUGAGAACGGACCGGUAGGACCCCCAGGACCGCCCGGCCAGCCAGGCUUCCCAGGACUGAGGGGGGAGGCUCCUUCCAUGGACACCCUGCGACGACUGAUUCGGGAAGAACUGGAGAAGCAGUUAGAAACCAAGCUGGCCUACCUCCUGGCCCAGAUGCCCCCUGCACACGUGAAGGCAUCUCAAGGCAGACCUGGACCGCCCGGGCCCCCUGGAAAAGAUGGGCUUCCAGGCCGGGCAGGCCCCAUGGGGGAGCCAGGCCGUCCAGGUCAGGGGGGCCUGGAAGGACCCUCUGGACCGCUGGGUCCCAAAGGUGAGCGCGGAGCCAAAGGUGACCCUGGUGUGCCUGGAGUUGGCCUGCGGGGCGAGAUGGGACCCCCUGGCAUCCCAGGUCAGCCCGGGGAGCCUGGCUACGGAAAGGACGGACACCCAGGGAACCCAGGCCCUCAAGGGGAGACGGGCCCUGCAGGGCAUCCCGGGGCCCCUGGCCCCCCCGGCCCCCCUGGCCAGUGUGACCCCUCCCAGUGUGCCUACUUCGCCAGCCUGGCUGCCCGGCCAGGCAACGUGAAGGGUCCCUAG